Messenger RNA from Cydia strobilella, 7815 nucleotides. RefSeq names its product zinc finger protein 260-like. NCBI's taxonomy places the organism in Eukaryota, Metazoa, Arthropoda, Insecta, Lepidoptera, Tortricidae. Gene Ontology annotation, molecular function: RNA polymerase II transcription regulatory region sequence-specific DNA binding; DNA-binding transcription factor activity, RNA polymerase II-specific. The record is from RefSeq and is a predicted model, not a curated record. The transcript has 4 exons. Gene Ontology annotation, biological process: regulation of transcription by RNA polymerase II. Bases 88 to 2451 code for a protein of 787 amino acids.
AAGAGAAUAUAAUUACUAUUUCAUAGAUAGUGGCAAAUCCUAACUUUACUUGACAUUUACGUCUAUAUCCGAGUGUUUAAGUUAGCGAUGGAGUCAUCAGCUAUACAGGGCGUAGAGAGCGUUUGCGUGAAAGCUGAACCCUGUGAGGAUGUGUGUAUAACAGAUGAGCCCAUGGUCGAGGGAGUGUCUGUGAAAGUUGAGCGUUUGCUGGAUGAUGUGCGUGUAAAAGACGAGCCCAGGUGCGAGGGUGCAUCUAUAAAAGCCGAUUCUUCAUUCUUAGAUGUGUAUGUAAAAGACGAGUCGCUCGGCGUGAGCGCGGCGGCCGCAGCGGCGGAGCUGUACACCGACCACGCAGUCAAAGAUGAGCUCGUGUUCGGUCCCGUGAUAGUGGAGCGGCGCGUGCGCCACGCACCAACAGCUUUCAACCUGGGGGUAGAAGUGAAACAGUCAUGUGAGAUUGUCCCCGGGAGGCCCCUUCUAAAGGAUUGCUGUGUGAGGCUGGAGCGUUUUGUUGUGGACACACUGCACACUAGCACCCGGAGCACAGACCUGGACAGCCGGAGACAAGGUCAUGAAGCUGAUGUAGUGUGUGGAUACAGGAACACCACAGUUGAGAUUGUUGAAGGAAACUGCGAUGAGCAAACUCCUCGGAUGAAACCAAUUGGUAGACCAGAUAUAUACCAAUGUGCCCACUGUAAAUAUGCAACAGUUAGACAAGUAUGGUUAAUCAGGCAUUUGAGAAAACAUACUGAUGCGAGACCAUACAAGUGUGAUCAGUGUAGUUAUGCUAGUGCCCAAAAAGGAAAUUUGCAACGUCAUAUAAGAAAACACACUGGCGACAAGCCUUACAAAUGUGACCAGUGUAGUUAUGCUAGCAUCCAUAAAAGUUCUUUGGAGCUUCAUGUAAGAAAUCACACUGGCGACAAGCCUUACAAAUGUGACCAGUGUAGUUAUGCUAGUGCCCAUAAAGGAAAUUUGCAACGUCAUAUAAGACAACACACUGGCGACAAGCCUUACAAAUGUGACCAGUGUAGUUAUGCUAGCAUCCAUAAAAGUUCUUUGGAGCUUCAUGUAAGAACUCACACUGGCGACAAGCCUUACAAAUGUGAGCAGUGCAGUUAUGCUAGCAACCAAAAACGUAAUUUGAAAGUUCAUAUAAGGGAACACACUGGUGACAAGCCUUACAAAUGUGACCAGUGUAGUUAUGCUAGCAGUCAUAAAAGAUCUUUGGAGCUUCAUGUAAGAAAUCACACUGGCGACAAGCCUUACAAAUGUGACCAGUGCAGUUAUGCUAGCAAACAAAAAAGUCAUUUGAAAGUUCAUAUAAGGAAACACACUGGUGACAAGCCUUACAAAUGUGACCAGUGUAGUUAUGCUAGCAGCCAUAAAAGAUCUUUGGAGCUUCAUGUAAGAGUUCACACUGGCGACAAGCCUUACAAAUGUGAGCAGUGCAGUUAUGCUAGCAACCAAAAACGUAAUUUGAAAGUUCAUAUAAGGGAACACACUGGUGACAAGCCUUACAAAUGUGACCAGUGUAGUUAUGCUAGCAGUCAUAAAAGAUCUUUGGAGCUUCAUGUAAGAAAUCACACUGGCGACAAGCCUUACAAAUGUGACCAGUGCAGUUAUGCUAGCAACCAAAAAAGUGAUUUGAAAGUUCAUAUAAGGAAACACACUGGUGACAAGCCUUACAAAUGUGACCAGUGUAGUUAUGCUAGCAACCAAAAAUAUAAAUUGAAGGUUCAUGUAAGAAAACACACUGGCGACAAGCCUUACAAAUGUGACCAGUGCAGUUAUGCUAGCAGCCAUAAAAGUUCUUUGGAGCUUCAUGUAAGAAAUCACACUGGCGACAAGCCUUACAAAUGUGACCAGUGCAGUUAUGCUAGCAACCAAAAAAGUUAUUUGAAAGUUCAUAUAAGGAAACACACUGGUGACAAGCCUUACAAAUGUGACCAGUGUAGUUAUGCUAGCAGCCAAAAAUAUAAAUUGAAGGUUCAUGUAAGAAAACACACUGGCGACAAGCCUUACAAAUGUGACCAGUGCAGUUAUGCUAGCAACCAAAAAAGUAAUUUGAACGUUCAUAUAAGGAAACACACUGGUGACAAGCCUUACAAAUGUGACCAGUGUAGUUAUGCUAGCAGCCAAAAAUGUAUAUUGAAGGUUCAUGUAAGAAAACACACUGGCGACAAGCCUUACAAAUGUGACCAGUGUAGUUAUGUUAGCAGCCAUAAAAGUUCUUUGAAGCUUCAUCUAAGAAAACAUACUGGCGAAGGUUUACUAAUCCAUAAAGGUAAACACAUUAAUGACGAGUUUACAGGUUCAAAGAAUUUUUUACUGGAUCUUGAACGACGGCGUAAAGGUAAGAAGCUUAAUCUUAUAUUCUAUCCAUGUCUGAAAUUAGUAUUGAUAUACAAAUCUGCUUUCCAUCAGGAAACACACACACACACACAUUAGUUUUAUUCUCAUUAGUUUUCUAGACCUUUUGUAUGGUUUUUUUGUCACAAUCAAAUGGGCUAGAUGGUUGUUAAAAAAAAUUACGUAGGUAUAAUAUGAACUUUGUCGUACAUCUGAAAGUGGUUCAAAUUUCACUAUGAUGUGUUGCUUUUUUCCGUUUCCGGCUGUCAAAGUAGCAACUGUGUUUGUGAAAGUGCUCCCGAUUUUAACCGAAAUAAAUGUGUAUACGCAACUCAUUAUCACCAUUGUUACGCAAUAUCGAUGGGACACACAGUGUACGCUCUAAAGAUCAUAUAAGAACAGAUCAGUGAAGCGAAACAAACAAAAUAAACAACUCGAAACUUCGCGAAAGGUUAUAAAACCAUAGUCAACAUUUAUCAAGACAGACAGUGACACCGCUACCAACACAACGAACGGAACACGUUCCGUAACUCGCAAAACCGAAACAUAUACGGCGUUGAGUUACUACACUAUGAUUACCGACGGUAUGUCAGAAGAAAUGUCAAAGUUGUUGGCGUUGAUGAAAAUAGAACUUGAUAAACAAACUGCAACGAUUACACACAAUGUGACGGAGACUAUUAUGCGUAAAAUAGACGAAAAGAUUAAACCGUUACAAGAGGAGAACAAAAUUGUGAAAACUGAGAUCGAAACAUUACACAAAAAAGUUAAGUAUUUAGAAGAAAAAAACAGACAAAACAAUCUAUUGCUGCACGGUGUGAAAGAAACAGAGCGUAAUCACGAAGACUUGUUUAAUGUUAUAAAUGAAAGCGUGAAAAACCUGAAUAUUACCUUAGAUCCCCACGAAUUAAGCAAUUACUACAGGCUAGGGCGAAAAAAUGAGGAGAAAGUGCGACCUAUACUUAUUACGCUUGUCUCGCGCCAGAAGAAAAUUGAAAUUGUUAAAAAGAAGAAAGAGAUGCCGCAAAACACAUACAUUACAGAAGAUUUUUCAAAAGAAACCUUGGAGACACGUAGAAACUUGCAGAAAGAACUUAAAUUGGCAAAGGAAAAAGGUGAAAAUGCAUUCAUUCGCAACAACAAAAUAUUUACAAGGGAUUCGUCAGAGGUCGAGAAAAGAAAAAGAGAAGCUUCCACAUCACCCAACAACACAAACUCUCCUCUUCAAAGCAGUGGAAAAAAUAUAGUGGCCCCAGCAAAAAUGCAUAAGACAGAUGCAUUCGCAUACAUGAGGGCCCGAUCCUACGCCUUGUCUGAAAAACACAAUGAACAACAAAACCAAUAACAAUCAACAGGCACCGGUAACGUGAACAAAAUAAACAAAAUAGAUAAGAAUUCAAUAAGCAGAAACAACAAAAGCCCCAAUACGGCUGGUCACCGCGGGGCUAAAGACCACACCCCCCAAGUAUAUCAAGACAAGGAAUCAAGUCACUCCCAUACAACAAUGCCAACUACCCUGGAUGAUACAAAAAAAAAAGAAACAGCACACAGGAAAAGACUAUAUAUUGCAACACUCAAUACACGUUCGCUGAGGUCCGAGGAAUCCUUGUUAGAGCUUGAUCAAGCGCUACAAAACAUCAAUUGGGACAUCAUCGGCAUUAGUGAAGUAAGGCGAGCAGAGGAAAAAAUAAUAGAAUACAAAAACUUUAUAAUGUAUUACAAAAAUGAAAUACGUGGACGAUAUGGUGUCGGAUUUCUAGUUAAAAAACACUUGAAAAACAGAAUAAUUGAAUUUAAAGGCAUAUCAGACAGAAUUGCAUUGUUGAACAUCAUCCUUCCGGGUCACAAGAAACCAAUUUCAAUUGUCCAAGUAUAUGCACCAACUGAAACAGCAGGCGCUGCUAGAAAAAACAUAUUUUACACAGAACUAAACAGAACCAUGGAAAACUUAUAUAGCACUAUUAUUGUAAUGGGAGAUUUUAAUGGUCAAAUUGGCAAGAGAAUGAAAAAUGAAAAUAACAUACUUGGCCCACAUACAACUGGCAAGAGGAAUGAUAAUGGUGAUAAAUUAAUAAACUUUGCUCAAGAAAACAAUUUGCAUAUUAUGAAUAGCUAUUAUCAAAGUAAAUUUAAAAGAAAAUGGACGUGGCAAUCGCCAAACGGACUAGUAAGAAACGAAAUCGAUUUUAUUAUGACAAACAAUCCAAGACUGUUCUCAAAUACCAAAGUAAUAAACAAGCUAAACUACAAUACAGAUCACAGACUGCUUCAGGGGCAUUUAUAUGCUAAUGUUCCAAAACAAUCUAGGAAAAAUAUAAAGCGGACUACAUUGCCAAUCCAACUACCUUUACCAAACAACAUUUUAGAAUCUCUUGAGAAACAAUUACAUGAAACAAAGGUAGUGAAAGGUGCACAAGAAAAAUAUGAUUUAAUAGAACAAGCCCUCAAAAACGUAAAGGAAAAAGUUGAAAGUAUUAAGUCUCCAAAAGACACCAUUGGAUCUAAAGCGAAAGACUUAAUCAGAAAAAGAGGACUUCUUUUUGAAGAUAGAAAAAGUAAUAAACAACUAAUAACAAAACUAAGUAAAGAAAUCAAUAAACAUAUUAGGAAACAUAGACAAGAAAUGAGAACCACAACAUUGAAAUCCCAUAUAGAAAAAUUUGGCGGGGCCAAGAAAGCAUGGAAAGAACUUCGGGAACACUCAAGUUGGAUACAAAGUUUAAAACACCAUAAGUCCAAAAAGUCAAGGACAAGUAGAACAAACAUUAUAGAAGCUGCCACCGACUAUUACUGUGAACUAUACAGCUGUAAAGAUAAAACACACAGACCACUAAAAGACAUUGAGGAAAAAAAUGAAGAACCAAUUCCGCUUAUAAUGAAAGAAGAAGUUAAUAAAGCCAUUAAGUCUCAAAAGAAAGGCAAAGCAGCGGGAGAAGAUGGGGUCUCAAAUGAAUUAUUACUGGGAACUUGUGAAACUAUUCUGUCUCCAACCACAGAACUAUUUAAUGAAAUCCUAAUAACAGAACGAAUCCCACAACAAUGGUCUACAUCAACCAUAGUGUUACUACAUAAAAAGGGAAACGUCGAUGAUAUUUCAAAUUAUAGACCCAUCUCGCUUAUGUCAAACAUAUAUAAAGUGUUCUCGAAGGUUCUACUAGACCGCUUGACUAAGACCUUAGAUGAGAACCAACCUAAGGAGCAAGCGGGAUUCCGUAAAGACUUUUCAACUAUUGACCAUAUACACACCAUCAAACAAGUCAUUCAAAAAUGUAAUGAAUACAGAAUAACAUACUAUCUGGCAUUCAUAGACUACAACAAGGCGUUCGACUCUCUGAAACAUGAGAAGAUCUGGGAAACGCUAACAGCACAAGGAAUACAUAACAAGUACGUCCGCCUAAUCAGCAAUAUCUACGAGAACAUGCAGGCCAAGAUUAGAACAGAUCGCACAGGAGAAUACUUCCCUGUUAAACGUGGAGUAAGACAGGGUGAUCCCUUGUCGCCAAAACUUUUUUCUGCUGUCCUCGAGCAUGUAUUCAGACACCUCGAAUGGAGUAAAUAUGGUAUCAGAGUUAAUGGAGUACUACUAAACCAUCUACGCUUUGCAGAUGAUCUUAUCCUACUUUCUGAAGACGCUGGACAACUACAAGAAAUGAUAGAACAACUUGUUUGUGAAAGCGAAAAAGUCGGAUUAUCAAUGAAUAUAGAAAAAACAAAAGUAAUGACUAACUGCACCAAAAUUCCAAUUAAUCACUGCAAUAGUUUUAUAGAAUAUGUGGAGGAGUAUACUUAUCUUGGACAAAUAAUAUCCCCACAUGAUCUAACAUCAAAAGAAAUUAACAAUAGAAUAAAUAUCGCUUGGAAGAGAUACUGGUCCUAUAAAGAAGUAAUGAAAAACCCUGACAUACCAUUGAAUGCUAAAAGGAAAGUAUUUGAUACUUGCAUUCUACCGAGUAUGACUUAUGGCUGCCAGACAUGGAAUCCCACUGAACAAAAUACCAAAGCUCUACAGACAUGCCAACACAGCAUAGAAAGGAGUAUUUUAAAUAUUAAACUACGAGAUAGGAUAACACUUACAGCAAUAAGACAGCGCACAAAAAUUACUGAUAUAAAACACUACAUCAAAAAAUUGAAAUGGAACUGGGCAGGCCAUAUUAUAAGAACAAACAAAGACAAAUGGGCCAAAGAUGUGAUGGAUUGGUGUCCUAAGUACAAUAAGAGGAAACAAGGAGGUCAAUACUGUAGAUGGGAGGACGACAUAAAGAAAACAGCAGGAACAACAUGGAUGAGAAUAGCAAGAGACCGAUUAGCAUGGAGAAAUCUUGGGGAGGCCUAUGCUGCAAAGCAAGACAAUCUGCAGAAACGACAUAACCAGUGCCAAAAGAAAAAAAUAGAAUAAAAAGAAGAAAUAUUAUAAAAUAAAUAAAUAAAUAUGUAAGUAAACAUAAGUUUAGGUACUAGAAAUAUGUAUGUAAGUUAGAUUGUUAAUAAAGGCUUUUAUUAUUAUUAUUAUUAUUAUGAUGUGUUGCUAACAGGGCAGGUUAGGUUUACCAUAUCACUUUCAUAAUCAAGACGAGUCUCGUAUAAUAUUUCAUAACUAUCAUGCUAAUGGGUUGCAAAUUGUCUAAAAAACAUUGUUUUUAUUUAAUUAUCCCUAGACUUAGUUUUUGCUUCUUACUGCAACAUAUUGCUUUGUGACCCUGAUAUGCCCAUACAUACGUCCUUAAGCUACGUCUAAACAAAAGAGAGGUAGUAUCUAUGGUAUAAAAAAUAUCUCAGUUGCAGAUGUCAGGAGCAGUCAGCUCUCGGUCGCCCACGGUGACGCGCGCGACGCCGCGCACGACCACACUUACGCGCGGCGAGAGUCCGCGCCGGCGCCGGGGCCCAGUGCCGCUCCUCCAGGCCUCGAAAGCGCCUACCAGGAGCGCUCGCACGAACUAAGCGAGGCCCGCAGCCUUGACGUCCUGAACAUGGAGAUAUUGGAGACCAAGAGAACGACAGCCGAAGCAAUAACUAACGUUAACUUGUCGAAAAAUCCCUAAUAAAUAAAUCGUGAUAGCUUACAUAUUGUUGAAAAAAUAGUCCGCACUUACCUCAACAUAUGUAUUGGUAGUGGCAGAGUUUUGCGUAAUAUUUCCUAUUAAAUAUUUGGCAAAGAACAUAAUUGCCGGCUUGUAACCUUUGUUCAAUCAGUCAGAGUGCAGUGAAAUAAAUCUAUGUGGUGACUUCAUUCAAUUUUGUUAUUGCCCUGACAAUGAGUCCUAAGUACGGGCUUAAGAGCCUAUCAACGUGCUCACUAGCGCCACUGAUAAAUAAUUGUGAUUAUUUAAAAUUAACGAUAGAAAUUCAAAAAAGUGGGCCGCUACGUACUGUAUUUUGUAUUUAGGUACCUUUCGAAUACAAUAUAAUAGUUUUUACGUUGCUGGAUUCGUCAAUCUAUGCGUCCAAAGUUAAAACGUCCGUUUUUGU